CUCCGUCUCUUUUUUUAUUCUCGUCUUUUGCCUGCAAUUUCUGCCAUCAUGGCCGACCUCACCAAGCUUUCCGCAACAGCCCAGCUCGCCACUGGCAUAGCAUGUCUCUACAUCUUCUACCUCCUCACAACAACAACAUCGAUAUGGCUCCGCCGACGCUCCUACAAGCGCUCGAAAGGCGUCAUGCCGGCGGUUCGCAUUCCGGCCAAAGACCCGAUCAUGGGAAUGGACUUGUUCCUCCGCAACAUCCGAGCCCUGAAGGACCAUACGCUUCUCGAGCUGGGAAUGGCGAGAUUCGCAAACCUCAAAGCAAAUACCAUCCGUGGAUUAGGUCUCGGUCGGGAGAUCCAUGGGACGAUUGAGCCGGAGAAUCUGAAGACGAUUCAAGCGGUUGAUUUCAAGAAGUGGGGUUUGGGAACCGGACGGAAGACGGGUUUCCAUCCGCUUCUUGGGCAAGGCAUCUUCACAUCCGACGGCCCAGACUGGCAGCACUCUCGCGACAUGCUCCGUCCCAACUUCGUACGCUCCCAGAUCGGCGACACUGAAACUUUCGAGAAACACAUUUCCCAUCUCAUCGCCGCGAUUCCCAAAGAUGGCACCACAGUCAACUUAUCUGAUCUCUUCUUCCGCCUGACCAUCGACUCCGCCACCGAGUUCCUCUUCGGUGAGAGCACCGAGUCUCUGACCAAAGACAGCACGGACGGCUUCGCCGAAGCCUUCAACAACGGCCAGGACUUCAUCGCCAAUAAAGCCCGCUGGGGUAAAUGGGCACGCUUUGCGCCAAAGAACAAGCGCUUCGAAGCGGAUCGUAAAUUCGUGCACGACUUUGUGGACUACUACGUUGACAAAGGCCUGGCCAAGCGUGCUCAACUUCUCACCGAAGACAAGAAACCUCAACGCUACGUCUUCAUCGACGAGUUGGUGCGGCAAACGACCGACCGCGUCCGCAUCCGCAGCGAACUCCUCAACAUCCUCCUUGCCGGCCGCGACACCACUGCCUCCCUCCUCACCAACGUCUGGUUCAUCCUCUCCAAGCGUCCCGACAUAUGGGCAAAACUGCAAUCGGAAGUCGGGCAACUGAACGGUGUCCGGCCCACAUUCGAACAGUUGAAAGACCUCAAGUACCUCCAAUCCAUCCUCUCCGAGUCCCUGCGUCUGCACCCGGUCGUCCCUCUCAACAGCCGCGAAGCCCAAUGCGACACAACCCUCCCUGUGGGGGGCGGACCAUCCGGUCUGGCACCAAUCUUCAUUCCCAAAGGAGGCAUCGUCUCCUGGAACGUCUACGCCAUGCAUCGCCGCAAGGACAUAUACGGACCCGACGCGGAAGACUUCACGCCCGAGCGAUGGCUCGACGAUCCUGAGACGGGUAAGAAAGGCUUAAGACCGGGUUGGGGAUAUCUUCCGUUCAAUGGCGGGCCGCGGGUGUGUCUGGGGCAGCAAUUCGCGUUGACGGAGGCGAGUUAUGCGACGGUCAGAUUGUGUCAGGCGUUCAGUGGGAUUGAGAGCAGGGAUCCGGAGGAGUGGAAGGAGUUUUUGAUGUUGACUUGUGUGUCGUUGAAUGGAGCGAAGGUCAAAUUGACGCCGAGGGAGGGUUGA
Molecule: messenger RNA, 1596 nt
Organism: Zymoseptoria tritici IPO323
Lineage: Eukaryota; Fungi; Ascomycota; Dothideomycetes; Mycosphaerellales; Mycosphaerellaceae
Gene: CYP-27
Product: putative P450 monooxygenase
Exons: 3
Coding region: 49-1596 (515 amino acids)
Molecular function (GO): heme binding; iron ion binding; oxidoreductase activity, acting on paired donors, with incorporation or reduction of molecular oxygen, reduced flavin or flavoprotein as one donor, and incorporation of one atom of oxygen
Source: RefSeq, a predicted model, not a curated record